Messenger RNA from Perca fluviatilis (European perch), 5474 nucleotides. It is a transcript of the gene c4b, whose product is annotated as complement 4B (Chido blood group). The record is from RefSeq and is a predicted model, not a curated record. Gene Ontology annotation, cellular component: extracellular region. Gene Ontology annotation, molecular function: endopeptidase inhibitor activity; protein binding. Gene Ontology annotation, biological process: complement activation. NCBI's taxonomy places the organism in Eukaryota, Metazoa, Chordata, Actinopteri, Perciformes, Percidae.
UACAGGGGUGGAUGAAUAACAAAACCAGAGUUAAUCAAAAGCCUGUGUCAGAGCAGGCAAAGAAAUAGAAGCUGCACAAUGGGGUGCUACAUCUUUUCAGUACUGUUCCUGAUCUUGACUGUGGAAUCAGCUUCUUCAACGGACAAUGGAUUCUUCAUCUCAGCCCCCGGAGUGUUUCAUGUGGGUGUUAAUGAGAAAGUGUUUGUCCAGAUGGGAAGGUCUCAUCUUAAUAAUCCUGUUACUCUCUACCUGAUGCAUGAGAUUUCCCAAACUGUUGUGUCUGUGAAGAAAACUACUCAGUGUACUGUGGAAGGGGAGAUCAAAACAGUUGAGCUCAUGAUAGACAGGAACCUGAUGUCAACUGUGACUUCAAAUUAUAAACGUCCCACCCUUGUGCUGGUGGCAGAGAGCCCCUCCUUCAUUGAAAAGAAGACAACACAUGUUCUGGUAUCACAACACAGGGGCUAUAUCUUCAUUCAGACUGAUCAGCCAAUCUACAACCCAACACAGAAAGUGAGGUACAGAAUAUUCACUCUUGACCACACAUUCAGGCCUCAUGAGGAAGUGAUCCACAUAUCAGUAAUUAAUGCUGCUGGAAACAGAGUAAUGAAAUCCCUUAGGACUGCAAAGGGUGGAAUACUCCAAGACUCAUUUUCCAUACCUGAUGUCUCAAAAAUGGGCACAUGGAAGGUUACAGCACACUACGAAGAGAAUGAAGCAAACGCUGCUUCCCGAGAGUUCAAAGUCAAAAAAUUCGUUUUACCAAGUUUUGAGGUGAACAUCCAAAUGAAGCAGAGCUAUAUUUUGUUGAAUGCUGAACAGCUUGACUUCACCAUCUUAGCAAAGUAUUCAUAUGGGGAGAAAGUUAAAGGGGCUUACCACUGCCAAUUUGGCUUUGUAGAAAGAGGUCCAAAAAUGAAGCCUGCCUUUAUCAGAGGACUGGAGUUGACUGGUUCGGUCCAGAAUGGAACUGCAACAGCUUCUCUUCAGAUAGCUGACUUACAUGAACACCUCCAAAAACAGCAGAACAAACCCCUCUCUGAAUUACAGCAAAGUGGAGCGCAAAUCUAUUUGAGAGUAUUUGUCACCAACAUACAAAGUGGGGAAAUACAAGAGGCAGAAGUUUACCUUCCUUUCAUCUCUCACAAAUACACCUUGGAUCUCUCUCGGACACGGUCAUAUUUCCUUCCUGGAUUUCCACUAGAUGUGGUGGUUGCUGUGCGUCUCCCAGAUGGCUCCCCAGCAGCUGGUGUGCCAGUAGAGAUUAAUGUAUCACCAUUUUCAGAGGAACCUUGGAAAGGCACCACUGACCAGGAGGGGGCAGUGACUUCUGUCUUUAAUAUUGCCAAUGGGGCUCCGAUUACUGUUAGAGUGUUGGCAGAUGGCCUUCAGCAGAGCAAAGUAAUUCAACCUGCUUCAUCUCUGAGUGGCAGCUACCUGUACAUCAGUUUGACCCAUAGGAUGUACUCUGUGGGCGAGUCACUGACUGUGAAUUACAACACCAUCAACGGGCCAACACUUGGAUUUAUAUACUACAUGGUCUUAAGCCGUGGGAUCAUAAUACAAAAGGGUUCUCUUGGUUUUGGUACUUCAGUUAGGCACAACCUGCAGAUAACUCCUGAUAUGGUGCCAUCGUUCCGUCUGAUUGGCUACUACUACAACCAGGGUGGUGACAUCAUUGCUGACUCGGUGUGGGUAGAUGUCAGGGACGAAUGUGAGAUAAAGGUCAAGGUAGAACAAAAAGGACCGUUUGUACCUGGAAAACAGUCUACGCUCGAGUUUGAUUUACAUGGUCAGAAAGCCAGAGUGGCUUUGCUGGCUGUGGAUAAAGCCAUCUACGCUCUCAAUGCCGAUAAUAAACUCACAGCCAAACAGGUGUUUUCCUCUAUGCAGUCAUAUGACCUUGGUUGCUCAUACAGUGGAGGAUCUGACUCUGCAUCUGUACUAACAGAGGCUGGCCUGUCUUUUGUAUCUCAGUCCCAGUCUGUGUGGAAAAAAAAUUUUGGCUGUAAUUUACAUUCUGUACGACAGAGACGCUCAGUGGACCUUCAACAAGAAAUGAUGACUUUAAAAUCUAACUUUUCCGAUGAAAAGUUACAAGACUGUUGUGUUCAGGGGUUUUCUCUCAUCCCUAUGAGACGAACAUGUAUUGAAAGAGCGAAGAGAGUCUCUCUGGUGGAAGCAAAUCCUGUUUGUGCCGACGCCUUUUUAAAAUGCUGCCUUGAAGGAGAGUAUCUGAGACAAAAAAAGAUACAAGAGGACGCCCGGAAAGGACUUGGCAGGACUGCAAGCACUGAGGACAUUGAAGAGUUCUUCUUGGACACUGCUGCUCAGUACAUUCGACGAUUUUUCCCCCCAAGCUUUGCAUUUACAGAGUUUGAUGUACAUGGUAAAGGAAGGUAUGUUUUGACUCUACCUGAUUCCAUCACCACGUGGGAGAUUCAGGUCGUCACUUUAUCUGCAGCCACGGGUUUCUGUGUAGUUAAACCGUCUGAGGUCAGAGCAGUUAAGAGGGCAUUUGUGUCUCUGAGACUGCCUUACUCAGUGAAGAAAUAUGAGCAACUAUCCAUUUCGCCUGUUAUCUACAACUAUGGUGAUGUCGAACUACAGGUGGCAGUCCAUAUGGAACAAACUGAAGGACUUUGUUCCCCCGGCUCAGCCACCACUGCGGCGUUUGUUAACAUUACUGUGAAGCCAGAGUCUUCCCAGUUUGUUUCCUUCUCUGCUGUCCCCAUGGUUACCGGCUCAAUACCCAUCAAAAUACGUCUCUAUGAUAUGGAGAAUGAGAUGGGAAUCGAUGCAGUUGAAAAGACUUUGAAUGUGUUGACAGAAGGACUAGAAAAAAGAGUACAACACACCCUAGUGCUGAAAUUCGAUGGAAGGACCACUAAGAAUAUAAUUAUUGACGGAUCUUUACCAGAUGACACAGUCCCUGGCUCCAGCUCAAAUAUUUUCGUUUCAGUGGAAGGGGAUGGAUUUGGCAGUUCACAUGCAAAGAACCUUCUUUCUCCAGAAAAGGUUGCUAGCCUGAUCGUAUUGCCUCGCGGAUGUUUAGAACAGACAACAGUACGACUGGCCCCUACAGCUUCAGCCCUCCGCUACCUUGACUUAAGUGAGCAAUGGUUUGACCUGCCUGCUGGUACCAGAGAUGAUACUCUUGAUAAAAUCAAACAAGGUUAUUUGAGGAUUUUAGAAUUCAAGAAUAAAGUCGACGGAUCUUAUAGACCAUGGCCUCAAGCGACAUCUAGUAAUUGGGUGACUGCCCUUAUAGUGAAAGUGCUAUCGUUGGUGGCACAGCGUCAGACAAUGACUUUUGAAAAGAAGAAGUGGAAUGCUUGGGUUGUACCAGAACAAGAAAUAAGGCACUCAGUCAGUUACUUGCUCUCAGUACAAAAGAGUGAUGGGUCAUUCGGUGACCCACGUCGAGUGCUACGCAGAAGAGUUCUGAAAGGCAAAGACCAAGAAGCAUCCAUGACGGCUUUCAUAACUCUUGCACUGUACCGGUCCCUUCAGUUCCUGGACUCCGAAUUAAAAAAUAAUGCGGAAGCAAGAAUUUCAAGAUCAACAUCAUAUCUCCUGUCACACCUUGAGGAGCUUCAGCAUCCCUACACUGUUGCCAUCACAGCUUACUGCCUCGCAGUUUGUCUACCAAAGGGAACGGAUCAUUCAUCUGUCUGGACAAAACUUAAAGCACUGGCUACUGAAGGGGAGAAUGGCUGUUAUUUGUGGACUGUUGAUGCCACCCCACAGAAUCAAGCUAAGGCAGAUGCUAUCACAGUAGAGACUACAGCCUAUGCCCUCCUAGCUGCAGUGGAACUUGGGGAUACUGAGUGGGCAGACAAAACAGCCUGCUGGUUAAUCACCCAAGAAAACUAUGCUGGAGGCUUCAAAUCAACACAGGAUACCGUGGCAUUGGAAGCCCUUGCUGAGUAUGAGCUAAAGAGACCAGCCAGGCCCGAAGCAAAUCUAAUAGCAGAGUUCACAGUCCAAGGAAAGACAGACAUUGUAAAGCUUGCACUGAAAAAUAACGAGAAGGUGGAAACAGAUCUUAAGAAAUUUUCAGGGAACAACAUUGAUGUGCAACUGACAGGAGAAGGCAAUAGCAAGCUCAAGAUUGAAAAAUCUUACUAUCUACUGGACCCCAAGGACGAUUGUGACAAGGUGUCUAUCAGCGUCACAGUGGAGGGGAAAGUGAAGUACACUGCUAAGGUCAUAGAAAAUUAUGAAUACUAUGAUUACUACGGUAACAACGAGGAGGUGGCUGAGAAGGAGGUGCGAGUGCCACGCCCCUCGAUUGAGUGGUUUGAUGCUCGCACGCGGAACAGGAGAGAUCUUGAUAACAACUUAAAAUCAGACGAGGCUGUCACCUACAAAAUCUGUGUCAGUCAUAGCCUGGGCAGCAAUCUCACAGGAAUGGCCAUUGCUGACAUCACUCUUCUAAGUGGAUUUGAGGCUGAAACGAAAGACCUGGACAGGCUAAAAGAGCUACCUGAACGAUACAUUUCCCAUUAUGAGGUCUCCUAUGGAAGAGUGCUGCUCUACUUUGAUGAGCUCUUUGAAUCAGAGGAAUGUAUUAGUUUCGAUGCUAAACAGAACAUACCAAUUGGCCUUCUGCAGCCUGCUCCAGCUGUGUUCUAUGAUUAUUAUGAACCAAACAGAAAGUGUACUGUAUUCUACUCCGCACCCCAAAGGAGCAAGAUGGUCUCUACACUGUGUUCAGAGGAUGUGUGCCAAUGUGCAGAAAGACCCUGUCAUAAAAUACAAAAUACAUUCCAAAGUGGGAUCAGGCGAGGAGCAAAAGAAGAUCCCCGUUUACAACAUGCUUGUUUCUUCCCUACAGUAGAUUAUGCAUACAUUGGCGAAGUCCUCAAUGUUUCCAUGAAGAGUAACUUUGAGCUGUACGAAAUCAAUGUAAACGAGGUACUCAGAUCACAUGGAGAUAUCUUUACGAAUGAGAAUUCUGUUCGAGUGUUUGCGAAGAGGCGUCAGUGUAAAGGACAGUUAGACCUGGGAAGACAGUAUCUCAUCAUGGGCAAAGAUGGCUCCACAACCAGCUCAAAUGGAAUGAUGCAGUAUCUGUUGGAGUCAAACACCUGGGUUGAAAGAAAGCCUUCGGAGAAAGAAUGUAAAAAAUCUGCACAUAUCGCUGCCUGCAAAGCGUUUAAUGUGUUUACAGAUGAGUACAAGAUAGAUGGCUGCAGGCAGUAAAACAGACAAAUCUGUUCCAUUUUACUUUCAUUUUCAGUUUAUUCUAGUGUAACUCAGUUAUUCUUGUCAGUUACAGUAGCUCUUUUUUUACUGUUUAUAAUCAGAGCCAUUAAAGAAUAGUAUAAGAACAUCCAUAUGUACUGAGACAUUGCUUUUUAGACAGGAGGUGGAUGACUGACUCCUUCACAGUUUUAUUUUAAAGUUUACUACUCACAAUGUAACCAUUACUCAUUUAUGUCCAAUAAAGCUACCAGUGUUUAACUAAA